AGGAAAGUGAGUAUAAAAGGGGCAACAUCCCCCCUCAGUAUCCUGUACAUUUGAAGCUUUAGACUUCUAUCUUAUUACGUUCACGACUCGUACCGAUUUAGACUAAAGGCUAUUUCUCUUUUGCCUUUGAUUCCUUGGUACUUACUUUUUAUUAUUACGACCCUCUCUUCACUCGCCUAGACCGUGUGAUUAAAAAACUUUCUUGAACCUUUUUGGCUAUCGACAAGUUUUUACGAAUUUAACAUUUCCGUUUAUUAUUAUUAUUUUUAAGCAUCUACAACAACUUAACAACCAUGGCACAAACUUUUGAGCAAGCUGUUACCAAGCUCGUUAGAGACUUUGAGUACUCCGAUGAGCAGCUUAAGGAAGGUGUGAAGGAGUUCAAGCAACGCCGUUUGGAGGGUCUCGCCGCCGACGGAAAGAUGCUUGCCUUGGCUCCCACCUUUGUUACUGAUGUUCCCCACGGUGAUGAGACCGGCGACUUUUUGGCUCUCGAUUUGGGUGGAACCAACCUUCGUGUCUGUCACGUCAAGUUGAUUGGCGGCGGCAAGUACGAGAUGAAGCAAUCCAAGUUCAAGCUCCCUCGUGAGUACCAACAGAACGAAGAGGUUGCUCCUCUUAUCGACUACAUGGUUGAUGCCAUUGAGAAGUUUGUCAAGGACAACUUCCCCGAGAAGUUCGGCUGUGCCGACUCUGAGAAGCUCCCCUUGGGUUUCACCUUCUCUUUCCCCAUGUCCCAAACCUCCAUCACGGAGAGCAAGCUUUUGCGUUGGACCAAGGGUUUCAACAUCCCUGAGGUUGUCGGUGAGGACUUUGGUCAAAUCUUGAACGAGCGUAUGAAGGAGCGCAAUGUUCCUGUUGUUAUGGAGGCCAUUUGCAACGACACUGUCGGUACUAUGGUUACUCGUGCUUACACCUCCGACGCCAAGAACACCUUCAUGGGUAUUAUCUUCGGCACUGGCAGCAACGGUGCCUACAUUGAGUGGACCAAGAACAUCGGCAAGUUGAACGGCGCAACCGAUGCCCCUCAAAUGGCCCUUAACGUCGAAUGGGGUGCCACUGACCUUGACAUCUUGCACCCUACCCGUUACGAUCUCCUUGUUGAUCACGACACCCCCAACCCCGGCAAGCAAAUCUUUGAGAAGCGUGUUGGUGGUAUGUACCUUGGUGAGCUUUUCCGUCGUGCCUUGUUCCACUUGAUCAAGGUUUACGGCUUCAGCAACGGUAUCUUCCCUCCCUCCAUGACUGAUGCUUGGAGCAUUGACACCUCCAUCUUGUCUGCUAUUGUCAAGGAGCGCACUGCUGACAAUGUCCGCAGCGUCUUGAACAAGUACAAGAUCCGCUUCCGCUCUGACGAGGAGGCUCUUAUGUUGUACGACUGUGCCUAUGCCGUCGGUCGCCGUGCUGCUCGCAUGUCUGCUAUUCCCAUUGCUGCUAUUUUGGAAGAGACUGGUCGUCUUGGACAACCCGCCGAUAUUGCAGUUGACGGCUCUGUCAUCGAGUACUACCCCGGCUUUGAGAACCUUAUCCGUGAGGGUCUUCGUGUCUUGAUUGGUGAAGAGAAUGAAAAGAAGGUUACCAUGGGUAUUGCCAAGGAUGGCAGUGGUAUCGGUGCUGCUCUUUGCGCUCUCCAAGCUCUUAAGCAAAAGAAGAACUAAGCUUGUGAGGUACGACACUACAUAUGAUUCAUAAGUCUUUGGCCGUCAUCGUUGUCUCGGAUGCAGUCGCUGGUGUGAAGUGAGCAUUCCAUCUUUUGUCAUCUCAGCGCCAGCAAGUUUGCUUCUGGUCAUCGGCGUAAUGCAUAUUCCUCUUGCAGCUGGCUCAGGAUCCCGCUCGUUUGUUUUUGAACCGGCGCACACUCUGAUCUGUGUGUAGUCUUGAAUAUUUUUUUUCUUUUUGGAGGCUAUUACUGUUAUGUUUUUAAUGUGAAAAAGUUUCAGAGGA
This is a messenger RNA of Schizosaccharomyces japonicus yFS275, 1944 nucleotides long. Its product is annotated as hexokinase 2. Gene Ontology annotation, biological process: glycolytic process; intracellular glucose homeostasis; canonical glycolysis. The record is from RefSeq and is a predicted model, not a curated record. Lineage: Eukaryota; Fungi; Ascomycota; Schizosaccharomycetes; Schizosaccharomycetales; Schizosaccharomycetaceae. The coding region runs from base 294 to 1658 and encodes 454 amino acids. The transcript has a single exon. Gene Ontology annotation, molecular function: hexokinase activity; fructokinase activity; glucokinase activity.